AUGUCCGAAGGCAUCUAUCGACUCAAAUGUCAUGUAGCCGGUAGGUCAAGCAAUGUGAGGGCUUGUCAUAAGGCCAGUAAAGAGGCAAUAAAGGAACUUGUUGAGGCACUAGAUGGUAAGAAGAAGAAAAAGACCGAGAAGCAAAUUGAAGAGUCUGAACUUAGAAAUGAAGUUUCGAUAUCUGGUGGAGCUACGGAGAUGGAUGAGGAUAUGGAAGUCAUGGGAUCAAGGAGAAGAAAAUGUGAUCACGAGCUUAUGGGUAGAUUUGUGGAGAUUAAUUCACAACCAAACACUGAUUCUACAAAGUUUACAAAGGAAGGGAUCUCUUUCAUUUCCUCAAUGGAGGAUUCUGAUGCAUCCCAUACGGGAACCUACAUAUUUGACUAUGUCGACAAAUGCAUUGAAGAUGUAGGACCAAAAAAGGUAGUGCAAGUUGUGACGGAUAACGCUUCUAAUAACAUGGCAGCUGCAAGUUUGAUGGAAAAGAAGAGACCCAAUUUAUUUUGGACUUCUUGUGCCACACAUAUGGUGAAUCUUAUGCUUGAGGCAAUUGGUAAACUUCCAAGGUUCAAGAAUGCAAUUGAUAAGGCAAGGGCUUUAACCAGAUUCAUAUAUGCACAUCACUCAACCCUAAGCAUGAUGAGAAAGAUGACGAAGAAGCGUGACAUAGUACGGCCGGGUGUUACACGCUUUGCUACUAAUUACCUUUGUUUGCAAAGCUUAGUGGAGAAAAAUGAGCAACUAAGACUUAUGUUUGCUUCAGAAGAAUGGGCCCGGAAUUCACAUUCUAAGAGUGCGAAGGGAAAAGUGGCAUAUGCGACAGUUGUUAGCAUCUCCUUUUGGAAGUCCGUGAACUCGUACUUGCUCAUUUUUCGUCCAUUGGUGAAAGUACUUCAGUUUGUUGAUAGUGACAGACCAUCUAUGCCAUGGUUGUAUGGAGAACUUCAAGCGGUGAUAAGAGAGAUCAAGGAAGACGUAUCUAGUGGACUUGAAAAGAAUUAUAAACCGAUAAUUGACAUAAUUGAGAGUAAAUCCAAAGGAAGACUUGAUUCCUCUUUGCACUUGGUGGGUUACUUGCUUAAUCCGUACCACUUUGCAAAGAAUAGGGUAAAUAUAGGAGAUGAUGCAACUAUAAUGGAAGCAUUUCUUUAUUGUGUAGAGAAGUUCUUCUCCGAUGAUUUGACCACUGAAGGGAUAGUGUAUGAUGAUGAAUUGAUCAGGUAUAAGAAAUUAGAGGGAAAGUUUGGAAGAAAACAAGCCCUUUUUUCUUAUGAAAGAAAAGGUGCCAAUGAGUUCAAUCCCGUUGGGUGGUGGAGUAACUAUGGUGGUAGUACAUCAAACUCGAAGAAGAUAACAAUUAGGAUUCUCUCAUUGACCACAAAUUCAUCAGGUUGUGAGAGGAAUUGGAGUACAUUUGAAGGGGUGCACACUAAAAAGAGAAACAGACUUGACUCAAAAAGAUUGAACAACUUGGUGUAUGUUCAAUUCAAUGCAAAACUUCUCUGCAAGAAGCAAAGAGUGAAAUCCGAGAGUAGGAAACGAAGGUGGAAUUUUGAUUUCCAAGCAGCUCUAGGUCUUAGGGAUGGUGGCGAAGAGUGUUCACUUUAUAAACCCUUGAUUAGGACCCUAAAACGUGUUAUGGUUUUCUUGCCUGAAAUAAUUGUAGUUAUAGAUUUUAUAUAUGCGAUAUCUCAUCACCCCAAGCCUCUUUCAGCUUACAUACUUAAGCGCUUAAAGCUAUCAAGUAGUAGCAGGAAAGAUAGUUUAUAG
Tripterygium wilfordii is the source of this 1770-nucleotide messenger RNA. RefSeq lists its product as uncharacterized. Gene Ontology annotation, molecular function: protein dimerization activity. NCBI's taxonomy places the organism in Eukaryota, Viridiplantae, Streptophyta, Magnoliopsida, Celastrales, Celastraceae. The coding region runs from base 1 to 1770 and encodes 589 amino acids. The record is from RefSeq and is a predicted model, not a curated record. The transcript has 7 exons.